Messenger RNA from Ctenopharyngodon idella (grass carp), 3053 nucleotides. RefSeq names its product rano class II histocompatibility antigen, A beta chain. The transcript has 5 exons. Lineage: Eukaryota; Metazoa; Chordata; Actinopteri; Cypriniformes; Xenocyprididae. Gene Ontology annotation, molecular function: MHC class II protein complex binding. Bases 2071 to 2910 code for a protein of 279 amino acids. Gene Ontology annotation, biological process: antigen processing and presentation of exogenous peptide antigen via MHC class II; immune response; immunoglobulin production involved in immunoglobulin-mediated immune response. The record is from RefSeq and is a predicted model, not a curated record. Gene Ontology annotation, cellular component: MHC class II protein complex; membrane.
UGUGUCAGGUGUUUAUGUAGGACACAAUCUCCCAUGACACUGAAAGGAAAAGCUUUCAUAACAUAACAGACACAAAGUAGAUUAUUUAAAUGCAACAUUUUAUUCAACCUUAUAAAUCUACAAUGGCUUAAAAAGUUAAAACAGUUCAAGAGAUGACAUAUUUAUUGAAAUGACCAUAUCUGUUUGUAGUAUUUAACAAGCAGAUAAUUAUAUGAAUGUAUAAUUUUGCUAAUGUAUUAAGUCUGAGUGAUGAGUGUCUCUUUUCUGAAUCUUUCUACACUAUGUCACAAGAAAUUAUAGAGUCAGCAGUCUGUAUAAGUUUACAGUAGUGCAAUGGUUCUCAACCAGAGGUCCAGGACCACCAGAGGGCCUCAGCAAACUACCAAAAUGGGCUGCACGAUCACUAAACACAAUUUAAUAAAAAGUUAAAAGCUGAAAAUAAGCAGCUUUGUCAUUUCAUCAGAACCAGAGGAAGGAUCUUUGAUAUUGUCUUAGACAACGGGGCCUUGAGAACCACUGCAACAGAGAACAUGCACAUAGCCUUUCAGUAACAAUUUUAUAUGUGUUACCUACCUAAUGUUACAUUCUCUAGGAUUUUAAUGGGGACCUAUUAUGCUCCUUUUCACGAGAUGUAAUAUAAGUCUCUGGUGUCCCCAGAAUGUGUCUGUGAAGUUUCAGCUCAAAAUACCCCACAGAUCAUUUAUUAUAGCUUUUUGUGUGUGUCCCUUUAAAUGCAAAUGAGCUGCUGAGGGGGAGAAGUACAUUAACAUAUUCUCCUCAAUGCAUGUUUAAGCAAUACCUAGAUUGUACAUUAGGAUACUUUAAUAUCUCUAUUAAGUACAUUACCAUUCAGUUCAGUUUAUAAGCUCUCAGAUGAGACCAAACAUGACAUAGUUACAUGUUAGAAAACACUAGUAGAUAAAUAGUAUGUAGUUGAAAGCAUAUAUGUCAUGUGAAGCAAAUGGUACAGAUGUGUCAUUGAAGUGUAAACGACUCUGUCUCUCCAGACAGAACCAUCCUGUACCUGGAAUGUCCCAACAGUCCUCAGUCAGCAUAUUGAUGAAUCCCUCACACUAGAUAGACAUUAGCAUACUGUGAUGAUGAAGGCCAUUGUGCCACGUUUAAUUCACAUGUAUACCUUUAAAAGGAUUUCUGAAGUAUAGGGCAGGUGAUCAGUGAUCAUGAAUAUUUCAAUAUACAAAUAACAUUUCCUUCGAUUCCUCCAUCCUCGUUUUAUUUCCUUGCAUCCUUCACUCACAUCCUGCAGGGGGUGGAGCUGAGAUGCGAGGAAAGGAAACAAGGAUGCACAAAUAAUAAUUGAGAAGCACUAACUAUGUUGAGAUGAUUUCUUAGGAAUAGCACAGACGAAUAUCAUCAUAAUUAGUCAAAUUUGAUAAUGUAUUGAAACAGGAGGAAGAUACAGUAUUUUUGUCAUGUAUUUUGCAAUGCAAAUUUGUAUGGAACAACAGCACAACUAAUGACAAAUAUGGCAUUGUGUCAGUAUAACUAUAUCCAUGUUCUGGUUUGAGGUUAUUGAAGUGCUUGUGCUCCACAGAACAGCUGUAAAUGUCUCUGUCUUCUGGAAUGAAACUCAGACGGGAAUAUACAUUCAGUGUCCCAUCUUUGUUGGGGUAAUAUCUACUGACUAUUGAUCCAUCUGUCACAUUCACAUUGUUCUUAAUCUAAAGACUUUGACCGGUGAAGGGACGAAUCCAGAAAGAAGACAAUCAGGGUAUUAUUGGCAUAUUAUUAAUUUCACAUAGUUUCUGUGAUAAACUGAAGUCCAGGGAUUCUAAAAGAUAUAAAAACCUAAUUUAAUCCCAAUUCUCUGUAUUUGUACCAAAAUGUUUGCAUGUUUCAGAAACUUCUUAUUGAAUUGAAAAGUUAAAAUAUUUAUAUAAAAUUAGUUUUAGAUAGAGUUGAGUAAAAAAUUACAAAAAGUUACCAAUACACUGAAUUGGAGCAUACAAUACAACAUCAGUGGGGUUAUGCAGGGGAAAUCUAAGCUAAAUAUAGCAUAUACAGUGUCAGAUAAUAUGAAAACUAGUUUUGCCUUUUCUAAGUCCAUGUAUGCAGCACGCUGUAUUCAAAGUCACAACUACACAUAGCGGCAGGACUUCACAAAUGCAGUACAAUCUUGUGGUACAUUUGGCAGUGUUUUUGUCUGUUUUAUAUAAAGCAGUACAGGGAAAUUAUGGAUAUGUCCGAAUUCGCUGUCGAGUACCUGACUCUCAACAAAACAUUGAAUUUAUCUUCUCGGUCAACUUCAACAUGAUUGAAUAUUUGAGAUACAACAGCACUGAGGAUAAGGCUGUUGGUUACACUGAAUUUGGAGAGAAACUGGCAGAAGACUAUAAUAAAAACAAGAUUUUACGUGCACAACCAGAAUUUGUGCUGAAUCAAUGCAAAAAAUUUGGAGAAUUAAUUAUUCUUAAUGUAGGGUUGACAGUACCACCAGAAGUCAUUAUCCGGUUGGACAGGGAAGCUAAUGGGAAUCAGAAAGCUGUUCUGGUGUGCAGUGCUUAUGACUUCUACCCCAAACCCAUCAAGCUGACAUGGAUAAGAGAUGAUACAGAGGUGACAGCGGAUGUGACCUCCACUGAGGAGCUGGCUGAUGGAGACUGGUUCUACCAGAUUCACUCCUACCUGGAAUACUUUCCCAAACCUGGAGAGAAGAUCUCCUGUGUGGUGGAGCACGCCAGCUCUCACAGACCCAUGAUCUAUCACUGGGAUCCUUCUCUAUCUGAGUCUGAACGGUCUAAGAUAAUUCUUGGGGCUGUGGGGCUGGUGAUGGGGGUCGUGAUGGCAGCCGGAGGACUGAUCUACUAUAAAAGAAAACACACAGGCUUUUAUAGACUUCCAGUUUGUUUACUUCCACUGCAAACAAUGGACGGUGCUGAACAGCAGUAAGUCACAACAUCUGGAACUGCAACAUCUCGAGAGAACCAUCAUGAGGACAACAAUCAGGCAUCAGUCACCUGUGCCACAUCUUCCGAUUGUCCAUAUAAUCUUGUUUAAUAAGCAGUCAAUUAAAUAAACUCUUCACUGUCACC